UCUAUCUCUCUGUCUAUCGGAGCCUUUUCCCUCCACAGUAGUUUCCACCGACUGACGCGCGGAGAGCCUGGUGCUGGGCGCUCUGUCCAUAUAUGGUCAUCUACGUCACGCAAAUGUUCCAUCCCCCUAUUUAAUACGGGCACACUGGAGUCCCCUAUCCAGCUCCAAUAGAGCAAGUAGAGCUGCUCUUGUGCAACCAACACCGCCACCUCCUCCUCCUCCAUUGAUUCACAGACUUCAAAUUCCCCCACAAGCAGCCCAUCAGCUUCCACAUGAUCACAUUAAUAACAACACUAGUCUGCGAUCACACAGGAGGAGAAAGCCGCCGCUGCUCGUCCGUCCUCCGCGGGAUACUUGGAUAGCUACAGCAACAGGAUCCAUUCCGACUCCUCUCUCUUUUUUUGUGUCCACGCCUGAUCCACACCUGUGUUUUCCACUUUGACAACACCCGCUGAUUUUUUUUUGGUGAUUUUUUUUGGUGUGUGUCUAACUACUUGGAUACCCGCGCGUUGUCCUUUAUAAAUGUCGGACUGAAUAUAACUGCUAUGACAGGGAAACUAGCGGAGAAGCUCCCUCUUACCAUGAGCAGUUUAAUUAACACGAUCCCUGACAGUCUCUACCCAGAAGAGGACAUCCCGACGUCUAUGAAUAUUUUCACCAGUACGGAAUCUAUAAACCACUAUUCGCAAAUGAACACAGAUAAUAUCAUGGAUCUGGGCAUGGGAAGCGAGAAAGCCACUGCAGAGAUUCAGUAUGGAUCCAGCUUCCAGUCCAACCGCAGCGGGCAGACUGUCACCUAUCUGGGGAAGUUUGCCUUUGACACCCCUCCGUCAGGUGGCAUUGGUGGCUCUGGCUGGUGCUCUGACAACAAUAUCAUAAGUCUCGUCAGCGCAGGGAUCCUGGGUGUCUCUCCCUCACCCGGCACAGUAACAACGCAGACAUCAUCCUCUGCAGCCAGCAUGGGCGGACAGACGUCAGAUAUGGAGCAGGUAUAUGGUCCGCCACUGCCUGCCUAUUCUACCUGCAGUGACCUGUACCAGGAUCAGGUCUCCUUUCACCACAGCCCUGCAACCAGCACAGCUCUAGCCUACCCUGGCAAUGACUAUCACUCCACAUCCAAAGCCUCCAUGGACGGCAGUCUUUUCUCCAUGAUCCCUGACUACAACCUUUUCCAUCAUCAGGGGGAGGUUGGUGUGAUGGAGCACAAGCCCUUCCAGACCAUGGACCCCAUCCGGGUCAACCCUCCACCCAUCACACCUCUGGAGACCAUCCGAGCAUUCAAAGACAAGCAACAAAUUCACCCAGGUUACAUCGGCGGGCAGCAGCAUCCUCCUCAGCACCACCAACCACCACAGACUCUCACCCUCAAACCCAUCCGGCCACGGAAGUACCCCAACCGUCCCAGCAAAACCCCCGUCCACGAACGGCCACAUGCCUGUCCGGCAGAGAACUGUGACAGGCGCUUCUCACGCUCAGAUGAGCUCACACGUCACCUUCGCAUCCACACAGGUCACAAGCCCUUCCAGUGUAGAAUAUGCAUGCGCUCCUUCAGCCGGAGUGACCACCUGACCACACACAUCCGCACACACACAGGCGAGAAGCCCUUCUCCUGUGAGUUCUGUGGACGCAAGUUUGCCAGGAGCGACGAGCGAAAGAGACACGCAAAGGUCCACCUGAAACAGAAGGACAAGAAGGCUGUUGACAAGAGCAGCGGAGCAGCUGGGAGCCAUAGCUCGCCACCCAGCUCCUGUGGGGCCGACAGUGGGAACAUCAUGACCGUCACCGAUUGCACUUGGACUGAACCCUCACCAUGCCCCAUAAAGAGACUCAUGAAGAAGGGAUCACAUCCACUAUGAGAUAAAUAGGUGACUUUUUUCCUCUCUUUUACAACCCCUGCUCCUUUCAGUUGUAUUCCUUCUAUUUUGAGAUGGAUGCCUCUAGUUUAAUUAAGCGAGGAACGGCUGCUACGCCAUUCUCGUUCAAGCAACUCACAGCCUCAGCAACUGUAACACAGUGCCAACACAAAGAAGGGCACCUUGGCACAUAAGCCCAAAAGGCCGCUGUGUAUGUGUAGGUUUUGAGGUGAAUACACUUUUGUAAAUUUUUGUGAGAAUUUCUAAAUUGGGAAGAAGCCAGAAUCCGUCAUAAGGGUCGAAACAGACAAAAUUUUAAUAGAGCAUAUAAACGAUGAGUUGUCUGGGAGGUAUGCAUUAAUUUUAUUAGGCUGUUUAAAAGUGCAAUUGGUUAUAUUUGUGUACUGUCAUUGAUACCAUAUUAGUGGCACUUGACUGUCUUUCUGAUGUUUUUGUUGAGGUGUAGUGUUUUUAAUUUUUCUAUUUGAAUGUUGUUUUCUCAACAGAAUGUGCCAAAUGUAUUGUGUUGAUACAGCCAACUUGGUUCUUAAUAUUGUGCCUGAUGUUUGCCAAACAUGAAAGGGAUAUCGGUUUAGCACACAUAUUGAGUUCAAGGAAAGAUCAGAUUCAAACAGCGGAUCUCAGAUUUAGAUUCAGAUGAAGAAUUUGGUUAAAUCUAGAUGACUGAAUGGGUCACACAUAACAAACCAAUGUCUUGUCCUGUUACCUGUAUAAAACAAACAUGCCUGCAUCAAUCAAUGCCUUUGCCAAGACUUAUUUAUUUGUAGUCACUGAGAGACACUGUGUAUUUUUGUUGCCUUUUUAUAUGAUGGCUUCAUGUGGUGUUACCAGAUAUGAUUUAUGUUGCUUUUUUUUUUUCAAAAGCUCACCAAUGCCAUUCAUUUUUUCAGUUUUCUUGAGUUCUGCAAUUAUAUGCAUUAUAUCCAUGACAUGUGCCACCAACCCGUAAACCCGUAAAAGCACAGUAAGACAGAUUGAACAACUUAAAUAAAUGACACUGGUUUGCAAAUCAGCACUAUAUGAAGGCAAAGAUGAAUAAGGAAAAAUAUAGAUGGGGCCCUUUGUCUGUGUUUCACAGUGUAAAAAGAUUUAACUACCUAUUUAAAUGACCAAAAGAUGAGCAACAUAUGGUGAGAGAAAAAAUUUAAAAUUUAAAAUCCAUGUUUACAUAUUUUCUAAUACAGAGAGACUGAGUUGUAAACUAAGGACUUGUUUUUUUGUACAGUAUACAAAUAUGUAUGCAGGUAGCUAUAGUAGAAGUUUCACUUUUGUACUCAAAUGUCAAAUGCACAAUAACUCAGUAUUAAAUUGUGCAUAUAUGUGCAUGCCUUCAUGCACACUAUGUAAAUACAAAUGUCUGCAUAAACAAGAACUUUCAAUUGACUGAAUGCUUGUGCGGAAUGUGUCUUAAAGCUUUUAGUAAUGUAGUUGUAUUACAGAAUAUUUUGUUGUCAUAGGUCAUAGCAAAAUUUUUGGAGCACUACAAUAGUGCCAAAUAUGGUGUGUUAUCUCCACUUAAAAAAAUAAGAAGAACAAUAGCAUUUGCAUCAUCUGUACGCUUUAAAGUGGUAACUGGUUUAAGGAAGCACUAAUGUGUUCUCUGAAUAAAUGACAAGAUUAUUAUUUUUUUUUUACAUUUUGUGUACCUCUAUUAUAGAUGCAAUCAAUUAUUUCAAUUAAAAAAUCUUCCCCUUGUAAUGAAAACACUGGUUGUUCUCAAAUAGACGUCGUCAGAGACUAAAUUAUUUAAUGCUUUCUCAAACAAAACACACUGCAGGGCAAUGCCAAUAUUCUUCACAUGUGGCUCCUUACUGAUCUUUGUGCUGAUAGACGGGAAAACUGUUUUACCAUUCAAUGAGGUAUUUUGUACAGACUCAUCUUUAUCGUGGGCUUCUCUUGGAUCUUAGGUGUACUAUUAACAAACACAUUUUAUUUUUUUUAUUUUUUGGCUUUACCUCUACAAAGCCGGGAAGUUCUGUUUUAUGACUUUGUACAGAAUAUACUAAAAGUGAUAACUGAGAUAUUAAUUAGGCAACUAGUACUCGUUUGGUCAAAAACCAUGAAAAGGGGAAUAAGGAAUAAAAAAUCAGACUAAAGAUAUCAAGAUAUGGACUUCUGUCUAGCACAAAAAACAGUUGGCAAAAAUACUGGUACCGACAAAACCAUCAACUCGCAUUGAUACCAUUACUGUCUUUGAAAUAUUUCAAAAAUAUUCAAAUGUAUUGCUCAAAUACCAGAUUAACCUUUUAGAAGAAACUUUUCUCUCCACCAAGUUUCACAGAGUAUAUCUGGUUAUUGGCUGUGCUCUCUGACUAUCAAGAGGUAUGUGGUGCAUGCAAUGAAAGAAUUUGCAUAAACAUUAUUUUCAGCUGGAAAAAAUAAAAUAUUGUACUGGUCAGCAGACACAGCAAUCAGACUUAAAGAGAAUAUCGACUGACAAAUGCAAAGGCCAAAGGAAAGGUUCAGAACAGCAGUGCCACAGAGAACCGAGUGCGUACAGAAAUGAGCUUGCAAGGCCAUGGUUUCCCUUUCCUGCAACAAACAGUUUUCGCUGCUGAGCUUCCUGGCAAGGGUCCACUUAUUUUCCAAUUAAUUUGGCCUCAGAGAGUCUUUUCUCAACUCAUCUACAUGGUUAAAUGAACAGACCUCCAAGCACUUUUAGAGAUAGUUUAAAAGUUCACACACCCCACAAAAACUCACUGUAAGUCAAUAGUUUUGUAUGAUAAAAAAAUAUGUUAUUUUAUUCCAUAGAUGAUUGACUGAUUAAACUUUUCUGACCUCAUCCCAAUAAAAUUCAACUGAAAUGAAAAUCACAGUUUAAGAAAGUCGAUAGGGCAAGUUUUUAUGUGUUACAUCACGCAGCAUUCAUUCCUUCGGAUUACAUGUAAUUACUCUGAUGAUAACUAAUAUUAAAACAUUAGAUUGGGAUUUGCCAUAUUAAAUCUUGCAAUGUGUAAUGGUCUCUGAUGUUAACAUACUAUAGCAGCUUCAUAGAGUCAGCACAAAAGAAUAAAUGUCGUAGAUGAGGUGAAAAACAAAAUGUUUAUCUUUGUGUUUACCGAGAAUAAUUUGAUGCUAGACACUGAUCGUUAUAUGCUCUGGAUGAUUUUGACUUUAUUUGACCUAAAAUUAUGCUCUUGUGUGCUCUAGAUUUGACACUUUGCUGGUGAGAGUGCAUUUCUUUUUUUAAUUAUAGUAUAUAGAAUGUGGCCUCCUCUUUGGCAAAACUGUUUUUGUGUUAAGGACUGAUGCAGAGUAAGGCGGAGACUAUACCAAACUAUUUCCACGUCUAAAUGAAGCCAUGUAAUUACAUCUUAGCAAACUCAAUAUUUCAUUGGUCAUAUCAUCUGACUGUCUGUCUUUUGUUCUGUGACAUUUAUGUACUGGUCAGAUAGAUUUUUCUAAAAUUACAUGAUUCCUCUCCCACACCCCACUCUCUCAAUAUAGUUUGGUGGUUGAACAACCAUACAGGCUGAACAUGUUCUGAAUCCUUCUGUGUAAUGUGUGAAUGCUAUAGAUAAAUGUCAGUGACUUGUUGAACUCAGCAAAAACCCUCCCUCCUCUUGAUAAUAAUUCUCUUAGAGAAGCAUUAUUUUGUGGGGUUUUUUCACAUUCUAUUGUCCAAAAGUAGGCAGCUGUACGCUCUGAAAUUGGAAUUUGUCUCAUCCUCGUUCUCUGCUUUGUGUUGGAUCCGAGCCAACAUCAGCAGCCAUCUUUGUGCCAAACUGGGUUGCAGGGUUAGCUGAUCAAAAACAAUACAUGAUGAGAACUUGAGAACUGCACAGGAGCAACAAAUCAUAAAUGUGACCUCAGCCGGCUUGCAGUUGAAGGCAGCCUUGUGCUAAUGUUUGUGUUUAACUGUUUGAUUUAAUGUCCGUGAAGUUGGCCUUGGGCAGGCAAUGGGCUUGGGCUCCUUCUUGGCAUUUUGAGAUUAGAGGACAAAAACAAUAAAGAGAUUUCCAUAUUGUGUAGAUAUUAUAGACUACUCAUGCCAUCUUAUGGACUACAAUGUGGCUUCAGGGAUUGUGUGGUCUUCAACAGUGACACUAUGGUAUUCAGAUGGAGUUGAUACUCACUGUUUUCUGUUGUGUUGUGUUUCCUUUUCAUUACAGUAUAUCCUCAUGUUUGCAUGUGCACGGAAAUGUUCCGAAGUGCAACCCCCAGAUGCUGUGGGUGAUGCUCAUUUUCUUUAUUAUGCAUGAAAAUAAAAAGUCACAUCUGGUGAAACGGAUACCAACAAUUCAAGGCAGUCAAUUGGAAACACACACUGGGAAAACUGUUCCAUUGGCCUUUUUCUCCUUUUUUUUAAUUAAGGAAACAAGAGGUCUUGUUUAAAAUGUUGUGGAUGUCUUUAACCUAUUUCAUGUUUUUAUUACCUUAUAAUAAGGUCCUUUUAUGAUGAGCUGAAUAUUGAAAUUAAUUUUACUUUACCCCUGUGAUGGGGAGAUGUAUUCCCCUGUUUACUUGGCACUUCGGUUUGUUGUAAUGCAAUUGUUUUGUUAUUUCUAUGUAAGUACUUGAAUAAAGAAAAAAUAACUCUU
Molecule: messenger RNA, 6415 nt
Organism: Scophthalmus maximus (turbot)
Lineage: Eukaryota; Metazoa; Chordata; Actinopteri; Pleuronectiformes; Scophthalmidae
Gene: egr3
Product: early growth response 3
Biological process (GO): regulation of transcription by RNA polymerase II
Molecular function (GO): RNA polymerase II cis-regulatory region sequence-specific DNA binding; DNA-binding transcription factor activity, RNA polymerase II-specific
Source: RefSeq, a predicted model, not a curated record